Numida meleagris (helmeted guineafowl) is the source of this 2975-nucleotide messenger RNA. RefSeq names its product hydrogen voltage gated channel 1 (gene HVCN1). Gene Ontology annotation, biological process: proton transmembrane transport. The transcript has 6 exons. The record is from RefSeq and is a predicted model, not a curated record. Gene Ontology annotation, cellular component: plasma membrane. NCBI's taxonomy places the organism in Eukaryota, Metazoa, Chordata, Aves, Galliformes, Numididae. Gene Ontology annotation, molecular function: voltage-gated proton channel activity. Bases 1980 to 2687 code for a protein of 235 amino acids.
AGGAAAUAGGUGAGGUGCAGCGUGGGCAGCGAGCUGUCCUGCCCCGAGCAGGAGGGCACGGCUGGUUUGUAUUCAUCUCUCACCUACUCUUGUGUGCGUGGUGCAAGUACUGCAGGCUUGCAGUGGCUGACGGGCGGCUCGUUUGGAGUCAGGGCUGUGCGUGCUGCGGGCGCCCUGUGGGUCCGGUUAUCGCUCAGCCUGUCACUGAAAUGCCUGCCCCGGGCAAACCACCAGCUCUGGUCUGGCAUCCUGCUGAUGAAUGAGUUUCUGUUCCUUUCUCCUGGAGUGAGCUGGACUUUGCUGAUGAGAAAGCUUUGGGCAGGCCCCAGCUAUUGAUCUUCACAUUUUUAAAUGUACCGCUCAGCUAAACAGAAGCAUUUUCCUACUCGGAAGAUUUUGCUUUCUAAAACUAAUUAAUCAAAUUACCUCUUUGUGAGCCUUAAUCACCCUGUUAGAUUAAGAGCCAGACUGCCUGGAAAAGGGCUUUCUCACAAACUUACUUUCACCUCUUAAAUCACAUUUGUGGUUUUCUUGAUAGCUUUAUCAUUUUUCUACCGCCACGUAAAAUAGUCGCAUACAUUGUUACUCAUCUCGUUAAUAGCAAACGUACAGAACCAGUUCUCACUUGACUUGGAUCUAAAGGAAUGCACUAACCCAUCUCUGCAGCAGCCCUCAUUAGCUCCCCAGCCAUGCUGGGUGUCACACCUUUUUCCUAUGACUUCUGUUCUGCCCUCAGAUGUGGUUUCAGUGACACACAUGCCUAUUCUGGGCCUUGUUUUCUGCUUCACUGCAUUCCCCAGCGCGGCAGCUGCUGGGCUGAAGGAAGUCCCAGUGCACGUCGUGGCGGUGGGGAGGUUCCUGCCUGCUGCCUUGUCCCUGGUUUGCUUUAGGGUUUGUCAGCCCUGAGUUGUUAAGUGAAGCUGCAGUACUGUGAAAUGAAGAACAAAGCGUUCAUUUUGCUUGCAGCGCGGUGCAGGACCGGCCCCAAAGGCGCUCAGACCACACAGGAGUUUCAGCGGCAUCUGCCCCAGUGUACACGGUGUCCUUUGGAUCCAAGUUUAAUGCCUGAGCAAUAUUAAUUGUUGAACGAGAAGUGGAUCUAGGGAAGAGCUUUUGGGUGCAGCAGCAUCAGGCUCCCGUGUCCUGCGAAGCAGCGGAAAGCGCACGGGCUGGGAGGGCUUUGGGGCGGGCGGGGCUGCAGUGCAGGUGCUGGAGCUGUGCUGAGCUCCCUCGCGCCGCUGGCUCACAGGGUUGUGCAAAGCGGUUCUUAUUCAAAGCAGUGGCUUGCAGAACAUGGCACUGAGCACGCUGUCCUCGGGGACCUUGGGGAGUGCAGGUCUUUUUCUUUGUAAGAUGCAGCCCAAGCCCUUCUUCAUUUCACUGUCCACUCUCUCUGCCUGUUCCGCUUUGGGUGCAGGUGGCCAGCGCUGAGCAGCACCGCACCUCCACCCGCAGCAGUGUAACAGCACGGAGGCUGCCGACCUCCUGCCCCAGGGCGCAGCGGUGCGGGGCUCCUGGCUCUGCCCCAGUACCCGCAGCCCAGGCACGCCGUCCUGACACUUCACCCCAGUGCAGGGAGGCUCAUCCUGCAAUUAACAGGAUUGCAAGCAUUGUUACUAUAAAAAGAUGUGUAGAAAACACCAAGUACGCUCAUGGCAUGUAUUGAAGAGUGACUGCCUUCAGCAAAUGGAUUAAACAAUAACCAACCGUGGAAUGGUUUGAGUCGGGAGGGACCCCCAGAGCCCCCCUGGUCUGUAGGGCUCUCAUGAGGACGCAGUCCCGAGCUGCUGCCUUCUUCCAUUUGCUGAUUGCAUUGGUGUUUGGGGGUCAGCUGAGACCUAAAUGCCUAAAUGAGCUGGAAACGCCCAGGCUAAGGCUCCUCCUCCCUGCCCUGCUGCAGGCUCAUACCUGUGCUGUUCUCUGCUCCUCGGUGCCCCGCUGAUCUCAGCAAGCAGGGGAUGCCCGCUUGAUCCGGAGCCAUGUCCCGGUACCUGAAACACUUCACGGUGGUGGGGGACGACCCCAUACAGUGGAGCAACGAUUAUCAGAAAUGGGAGGAAGAGGAGGAAGACAAUGGGGAGAAGGACUCGGAGAUCCAACUGGAGCCCUCCCGGGGCCGCGUCACCUUCCAAGAUGUGAUGAAGAAGCUCUUCAGUUCUCGCAGGUUUCAGAUUGUCAUUGUCUUCUUGGUCAUUGUGGAUGCCUUGCUGGUCCUUGGGGAAUUGCUGAUGGACUUGAAGAUCAUCCAUCCAGACAAAUAUCACAUAGCCCCAAAGGUUUUCCACUACCUCUCCCUUUCCAUUCUCACCAUCUUCCUGGUUGAGGUGGGGUUUAAAAUCUUCGUUUAUGGCCGGGAGUUCUUCCACCACAAGUUUGAAGUGCUGGACAGCAUCGUCGUCGUCGUGUCGUUCAUCCUCGACCUCGUCCUCCUCUUUCGGGAGCACGAGUUUGAAGCUGUGGGGCUCCUGAUUCUGCUGCGGCUGUGGCGUGUGGCCAGGAUCAUCAACGGAAUAAUUUUAUCAGUGAAGACCCGCUCUGAACAACAAGUGUCCAAGCUAAAGCAGGUGAACCUGAAACUCGCAACAAAGGUUGAACAACUUCAACACAGCUGCGUGGAGAAGGAGCAAGAAAUUGAGAGGCUUACUAAGAUGUUAAAACAGCAUGGACUCAUCAGCCAGCAAACAUAGGAGGCCAAUUUUCCAAGGUGGGGAAGUCUGCCGUGGCAACUGCAGUGUUGAAACGUACCAGAUUGACCUGAAAGGUUUUCCUCUCUGCCUGCUUUCUCUGGUAUAGCGUUGACUGUAGAUGUUUUCUGUUUGACCACACUUUGAUUAGAUCUUGGGAUUGCAAAAACAGCUUUACUGGAAAAUUAAACAUGCGUACUCCCCGUAAACAGUGAUUCCAUAAGACCCUUGUACAGUUGUACAGACAAAACUGCAAAAUAAUUUAAUAAAGACACAACUUUACAAGCUGUA